Bombyx mandarina (wild silkworm) is the source of this 1573-nucleotide messenger RNA. It is a transcript of the gene morgue, whose product is annotated as modifier of rpr and grim, ubiquitously expressed. Lineage: Eukaryota; Metazoa; Arthropoda; Insecta; Lepidoptera; Bombycidae. Gene Ontology annotation, molecular function: protein binding. The record is from RefSeq and is a predicted model, not a curated record.
AUUUAUUUUUAUGAUUAAACAGUAAGGGAACUGAAUUUAGGAUUUCUAUUAUAUAAAUACCUAAAUAAAAUCCUGCCUGCGAAGCCUGUAAAACUGCAAAAGUUCAAGUGUAAAAUUAAUACAUCAUCAAGUGGGAGCAAUGACUGCUAUAGGUCCGGAAUUCAUUGACUAUAUAAAGAAGUUAGAAGAUAACUGUGACAAACUAGUGACUUCAUAUGAACAACCAUUUGAUUUUGAGUAUGAUAAUUCAACAUGUCAUGUCUGUAAUGGAUAUUAUGGCCCUAGUUUUGGGGAACCAGUCUGCGUCACUUGCCAUGCUUUUCUAUUCCCUGAUUUUCCAUCAUACCUUCCAACUUCCUACUUCUGUACUGAAAAAACAGAUGAUGGUGAUUCUGGCAAUGAUGAACCUUCGGAUCUCAACUACAGCUCUGAAAGGAGGUUACAUAGAACAUGUACAUUACCAGCUUGGUGGUAUUAUAGGAACUCGUUAGACAGUGAGACGAGUCCUGAAGAUGAGGUAAGCAGGGCUAGCAACUCAGGCCCGGGUGCAAGCAGUAGCAGUUCAAUGUCAGACCGUGCGGGGCAAGCACCCCCACCGCCUCCUCCACCAAUUCCGAGUCUUGCACGAUCUUUACACGCCCUUUCAACACCACGGCCACCUGAUAAUUUAGCUCCAGGACUAGUUGAACAUUUACCAUCAGAAGUGUUGUUGUGCAUCUUCAGUUACCUGGACGAUUUGUCGCUAUGCGCCUGUUCUUGUGUGUGCACGCGAUGGUGGAGGCUGGUACGAGCCCGGGUGUGUCCAGGACGGUGGGAGGACUUCGCGGCCGCUCGUUGGCCUCUCUAUCGUCCACUCGCCACGCACACCGACUGGCACAAGAAAUAUCAAUCUCUAGUGGAGUCCUGUUUCUGCCGUAACUGUCUGGUGCAAAUGUGUGUACAAGCUCAGCCGGCCGGAGAGGAGAACGCUUGGAGGAGAAACAGGCUUAGGAUAGAACUCAAGAUGCUACGCAACGAUCCUCCGGAAGGCAUAGCGGCGACCCCGCUAGACCCGAAGUGCUGCCACUGGCAGGCGAGCGUUACCGGGCCUGUCGGCUCGCCCUAUGAGGGCGGAGUCUUCUACCUCUACAUUCAAGUGCCAUACUCGUAUCCGAUGAGUCCGCCCGUGGUCCGGUUCCUGACGCGCAUCCUGCACCCUAACGUGUCGCGGCACGGCGACGUCGGCAUCGACUCCGUGCACCACAACUGGUCCCUCGCGCUCACGCUCAGCAAAGUGCUCAUCUCCAUACAGAGCCUGCUCACUGACCCUUACACUGCCGUUUGCAUGGAGCCGGAGCUGGGCGAUAUGUACGUCAGAGAUCGCGCGCGGUUCGAGUCGUUGGCGCGCCGGUGGACCUGGAGAUACGCAAUGCACGACAUAUUGAUAAAUUGAAAUGUCUUCUUCUCGCAUUAAAACUGUAUAAUCUCAGCACUUACUAUAAUUUUACAGGAAAGCGUUUUAAAGGUUUAACAUGUAAUAUUUUUAAUAUUAAUCAUAUUUGCAACAUUUAUUUUUUAUUUUUUACCAGUUACA